AUGCUAUAUAAUUUUGAUAUUCCAUUACAUCUAAGUCCUUAAUACUAAAUAAAUUAAUCACAAUAAAAUAAUAAAGGUUAGAAGAAUGUUUCAAUUUAAAAAUCUCUGAGUCAAAUUUCGAAUUUUGAACUUCAAUAAACUAAUGAUAUAAAAAACAAGUUAUUACCUCUUUUAAAUAAUAAACUCAAAUAAAGGAAUUCAUUCAAAUUAGGUGUAUAAAGUCCUAGAUUAAUAUAAUUAUAAAGUGACAACUCAAUUGAUGAUUAAAACAAAAGAAUUGUUCUUAGAUAGUUACCUUCAAUAUAUUUAAAACAAAAUAAUAUUGUGAAAUCUAAUUAUUCAUAAGAUAAGAUGAGUUUGAGUCCUCAAAAAUAGGAUAUAAAUCAAAUAAGCAAAAGAAUUUUUACUGAUGGAUCAGAUAUCUAAUAAUCAGAUAGGUUAAGCCUUAGAAAACUAAAUGAAUUACUAAAUAGUCAUAAUGUUAAAAUCCCUUAGCCAAAUAAAACAUAACUUUUUCCAGAAGUUUAAGAACUUUAAGAUUUACCUAAAUAAAUGGAACAUAUUUUUAAGAAAAACAACAUCAAUCCAAUAAAAAUUAAAGCAAAUUUGAAAUUUUACAGUCCAAGAGAAAAGAAAAACACAACUUAAUCAAUUGAUUCUUUGAUUAAGUUAUUAAAAAAAUGA
Messenger RNA from Paramecium sonneborni, 684 nucleotides. The record is from the annotation of a GenBank genome assembly. Lineage: Eukaryota; Ciliophora; Oligohymenophorea; Peniculida; Parameciidae.